Molecule: messenger RNA, 1713 nt
Organism: Anopheles aquasalis
Lineage: Eukaryota; Metazoa; Arthropoda; Insecta; Diptera; Culicidae
Source: RefSeq, a predicted model, not a curated record
GGUUCUAGUUUCCAUUUUCUUUUCCUUUUACUGCUUUUCCGGGGCUGGCCACGUUUAAUGUGCCGCCUCGGCACCAUCAUUUGUUUAAUUCUAUUCCUUUCCAUUCCAUCACCUCGGAGCAGCGCCAUCAGUGAUACCAGCGGUUGGCUGGUCAGUCAGAUUAAGGAUCCCGAUCAUCGACGAACGAGAGCCACGAGCCAUGAACGAUACCCUGUCACCGGACAUGAUCAGUCGCUUUCGCGACCUGAAACUGUUGGAAUCUGGCGAAGGGCCCCGACCACAGACGCAGCCAGGGGAGCAUGGGCGCCGCCUGGGAGCUGGCCAAUCGGCCGCGACCAAGUCGCAGUUUAUUCCGGCCAUUUGCAACUUUCAAACGGCCCGGAAGAUGGCCCAGGAAAACCUCGAGCAUCAGCCGCUACCGGACGCAGUCAUCGAUAUUGCCUUCCGGAAAGCGCAGGCCGCCGGUUUUCCCAACCCGGGCAUGGAGCUGAGCGUCGGACCGUACGCCACCGGUGUCGGAUGCAAGAACUAUAAAGCUGGCCCAACCAAGUGCACCAAGUACCGGGUGUAUCGACCGAAAACGUGCGGCGUCAUACCGAAGGUAUCGAGCGCACUGGACACACCCGAACGGCCGGAGAGUAUGCGCGUGAAGAAGAAGGUCGGUGCGAUGGAUCUGGCCAUCGGGUGGGAGUUCCGUACCAAGCACGAACCGCGCUCACAGACGUACAUGGACGGCUCGAAACCAUCGGUGGCACCUCCCAUCUUCGAGGUGGUCGAACCGGCCAAGGAUCUUAACCUACCGGCUGUGGUACACGCUGGCGGUGUGUUCUCCAACACACUCGGUGAGGAGGACUUUUUCGAUCGAGAUGUCAUCCGGCAGCAUAAGCGACUGGUACGUCCCACUAGCAAUCGCUGCAAGUGUGGCAACGGUUCCGGACGAUCCUCGAAGGCCAGCACGGCACGACAACAGAAGCAGCAGCAGCAGCAGCAACAACAACGCCAGCAACAACGAACCAGCGCGGACAGAGAGGGACACCAUCGCCAGCAGCAACACGAUGGUGGCCACGAACCGGUCGCUCCGAUGGAGAUCAACAAUAAUACGCUACCGGCGGUCCGGACGUCGGCACGGUCACACGGAUCGCAGGGCAAGGACCAGCACCAGCCACCCACCAGUGCCAACUCGAUGGAGCGCAAGCUGCACGAUGCGGUCGUGACGCAUGCGGAAAAGAUUGAACGGUUCUGCCACCAGUUCGCCCCGGAGGAGUUCCCGUACAAAUUCCACCAGGAGUAUCGGUGUGCGUUCAAGGCGGGCAUUCCGCAGAGCAACGUGUCCGGUACGCUGAGCAGCUUCGACACGGGACCAAGCGGGGGCGGUGCCCACCGGAAACCGGCCGACUACAAGAAGCUCCUGCACAUUCCGAAACCACGCGAACCGUACACGAAAAAGAACUACGUCAUCGAUACGCUCGCACCGCCGUUCGCGUUCUGGAAAAAGGGCUCCGGCUAUCCGGAUUACUGGCGACUGAUCAGCGUCUAUCAGCAGGCGUACAACAAACCGAUGGAGAAAAGGAAAUAUCCACUGCUGAAGACAGUCUACCAGUGAAGGGGGCCAGCAGCAGCAGCAGCAGCAGCAGCUGUGUCGCCACGAACCAUAACGAUCAAUUAUGCAUCAACCGAUAAACACCAAACCGAACACACCAACUGCAAAUCCAA